UGCAUCCAAACAGAUUUGACGCUGCUCCGUUUUACUCCUCUUGUCAGUUUUAAUUGGGAAAGAAGCUCCGGAGCCAAUCAGCGAGCGCCUCGCGGUCUCAUCAGAGCGCUGAAGAUCCCCGCGGCAGACACGCGCGCGCCCACUCAGCGCUAUCUCUGCCCUCUUGCCCUGUUUACGUGCCCCCACUCUGAGAGAAGAAAUGCGUGCGUGUGCGCGCGUGGCCGUGAGGAAGGUGGGACAUUGUCGGGACCUUUUUCUCUUUUCCUGAACGUAUUGGACCGGAAAAGUGCCGGCAGCAGCGGGGCUCGGUACUCCGGCGUGUCUCCACUGACACUGAAGCUCUGUUACUGCCCUGGGAGCCGCUGAGGAAAACCUCUCCUUCAUGUUCUUCUUGUCGUUUUGGCUGCUGGAAAACAUGAAGCUGCAGGAAGAGAAGCUCUGAGGAACCGAGCAGAUUGUCUGUCAGGCUACCAAACUCCUCGCCGUCAUGCCGUCCUGGCUCUGCCUCUUGCUCCUCCUCUGCGUUCCUCGCGUCCAGUCCGACGAUGAUUGCUCCUUCGCUUCCGACAGCACGACAGACGACCGUCAGAAUGUCACUCUCGCAGCCAUCUUGCCCAUGACCAACUUGGAUUAUCCGUGGGCGUGGCCUCGCGUGGCGCCGGCCCUUCACCAGGCCAUCUCGCGGGUGAACUGCGACCCCUGGCUGCUCCCCGGCCUGAAGCUGCAGCUGGUUCACGGCAACUCGGAGAACAGCGCUGGCUUCUGCUCCGAUUCAAUGGCCCCGCUGGUCGCCGUCGACCUGAAAUUUGCCCACGAUCCCUGGGCCUUCAUCGGUCCCGGGUGCGACUACUCUUCCUCGCCUGUUGCCCGCUUCACUACCCACUGGGAUGUGCCUAUGGUGACGGCUGGGGCCAGUGCCAUAGGCUUCAAAUUCUACGGAGCAGUCACCAACACAGGCCCCACACAUUUGAAGCUGGGGGAGUUUGGUUUGAAGAUCCAAGAGACAUUUAAAUGGCAUCGGCAUGUCAUGCUUCUCUACAAUGACACCAAGGACAGCAACGACGACAGGCCGUACUACUUCGCUGUGGAGGGAGUCUACGACCUGCUGAAAAAGCAGAACAUCUCCACCUAUGAUAUCUCAGUGGGUGCGGGCAUCACCUACAAGUUGGUUGCCCAAGAGAUCCGAGACAACGGCAGAGUGGUGUAUGUGUGCAUCCACCGGGACAUCUUCAGGAAUCUGAUGGUCCAGCUCUGGAACGACGGGACCGACCUGGAGAACUUUGUCUUCUUCUUCAUUGAUCUAUUUGCUGAAUCCCUGGGUGGUGCGCGACCCAGCAUGCCCUGGUACCGAGGAGAUGAGGACGACUACGAAGCCAAACUGGCAUUCAAGAGUGUGAAGGUGCUGACCUACAUGGAGCCUCAGAACCCAGAGUAUUUCCAGUUUGUUGAAGAUCUAAAAAGAGAUGCAAAGGAAAGUUUCAACUUCACCAUCAAAGACUCUCUGCACAACCUGAUAGCAGCGAGUUUCUACGACGGCGUGAUGCUGUACACUCAGGCUCUGAAUGAGACUCUGAGCCAGCAGAAAACGGGAUCUGGACCCAUCAAGAGACCCAAAGGAGAUUUGGUGACCCGCAGGAUGUGGAACAGGACCUUCUCAGGUGUGUCGGGAGUGGUGGAGAUGGACGAGAUUGGAGACAGAGAGAUAGACUUCGCUGUGUGGGACAUGACAGAUCUAGACUCUGGAGAGUUUCAGAGAGUGGCUGUGUAUAAAGGCGGCAUUAAGCAGCUGGUCCUGCAGGAAGGUCUGGACUUCCAGUGGCCCGGAGGCUCGCCGCCUCGAGAUCUCCCCGAGUGUGGCUUAAAGAACGAUGAUCCAGCCUGUCUCACACGUACAGUUACAAUGCAUCAGAUGGUUGCCAUGGUGAUCUGCUUCGUCUUUGUCAUCAUCAUCACCAUCACAAUCUUCAUCUACAGGAAGUUGAAGCUAGAGAACGAACUGGUCGCCCAGCUGUGGAGGGUUUCCUGGGAAGACGUCCAGAUGAGCAACCUGGAAAAAGCCAUCAGGAGUACUUGCAGCAGGCUCAGCUUGUCUAUGAAAGGAUCAAACUAUGGUUCUCUGAUGACCAUGGAGGGAAACUUUCAGAUCUACACUAAAACUGGAUACUACAAGAGUAAUCUGGUUGCGAUCAAGUAUAUCAACAAGAAGCGCAUUGAGCUGACGAGGAUGGUUCUGUUUGAGCUGAAGCAUAUGCGCGACGUUCAUAAUGAACAUCUUACUCGUUUCAUUGGUGCCUGCCUCGAGCCACCAAACAUGUGCAUCAUCACUGAGUACUGCCCCAGAGGCAGCCUUCAGGACCUGAUGGAGAGCGACGGCAUUACUCUGGACUGGGUGUUCAGAUACUCUCUCGUCACUGAUAUUGUCAAGGGGAUGGCCUUCCUUCACAACAGCGUCAUCGUCUCACACGGCAACCUGAAGUCCUCCAACUGCGUGGUGGACAGUCGGUUUGUGGUGAAGAUCACAGACUACGGGCUGCAGAGUCUGCGGACCAGCCACUGCCUCGAGGACACGCACGCCUACUACGCACGAAAGCUGUGGACUGCUCCUGAGCUGCUGAGGGAGGAGUGUCCGCCCGCCUGCGGGACCCAGAAGGGGGACGUCUACAGCUUUGGUGUGAUCCUGCAAGAGGUUGCUCUGCUAAAGGGAGUUUUCUACCUCGACCCGCACUCCCUCUCUCCCAAAGAGAUCAUCCAGGCAGUGGUUCAGGGUGGCGUCCCUCCCCUCCGUCCCUCCCUCUGCUUCCACAGUCACAGCGAGGAACUCGGGGUCCUCAUGCAGCGCUGCUGGAGCGAAGAACCAAGCGAACGGCCCGACUUUAACACCAUCAAGAUCCUCCUGAGGAAGCAGCACAGAGGUUAUGGUUCCAACAUCCUGGACAACCUGCUGUCUCGUAUGGAGCAGUAUGCCAACAACCUGGAGGAGCUGGUGGAGGAACGAACUCAGGCCUAUAACGAGGAGAAACGCAAGGCCGAGGCUCUGCUGUACCAGAUACUCCCACACUCUGUGGCCGACCAGCUGAAACGAGGCGAGACGGUUCAGGCCGAAGCCUUCGACUCGGUCACCAUCUACUUCAGUGACAUCGUGGGCUUCACCUGUCUGUCUGCAGAGAGCACGCCCAUGCAGGUUGUGACCCUGCUAAAUGAUCUCUAUACGUGCUUUGAUGCCAUCAUCGACAACUUUGAUGUUUACAAGGUGGAGACGAUUGGGGAUGCCUACAUGGUGGUCUCAGGUCUGCCGGUGAGGAACGGUAAACAACACGGUCGGGAGGUCGCCCGGAUGUCUCUGGCUCUGCUGGACGCAGUCGAGAGCUUCAAAAUUCGACACAGACCCGACCAGCAGCUCCGUCUCCGCAUCGGCAUUCACAGCGGCACCGUGUGUGCAGGAGUGGUUGGCCUAAAAAUGCCCAGGUACUGUUUGUUUGGAGACACGGUCAACACAGCGUCACGCAUGGAGUCCACAGGAGAGGCCUUGAAGAUUCACGUGUCCGAGGCGACUCGUCAGGUCCUGCAGGAGUUUGGCAGCUUCCAGCUUCAACUCAGAGGGGAGAUCGAAGUGAAGGGCAAAGGACGCAUGAGGACGUACUGGCUACUGGGAGAAGAUGAGAAGAACUGACACGGAUCUGACGGUUGAGAGUCAAACGUGUCCCGUCUCCCCAGUCGCAUGGCCAUUUCGGCCAUUGAGGGACAAAUUAGCAACUGACUGAUCCAACCUGGUUUCUCCAGAGAUUAACUGUAGAAAAGAACAGAUACAGACAAGACGAAUGUUUCACUGUAAGAUAAAACAUCCAAAAAUAAGUUGUGUAAGUACAAAUUAAAAUGGUUAUUGUUACUUUUGUUCAAA
Messenger RNA from Fundulus heteroclitus (mummichog), 3898 nucleotides. It is a transcript of the gene npr1a, whose product is annotated as natriuretic peptide receptor 1a. Gene Ontology annotation, biological process: intracellular signal transduction; protein phosphorylation; cGMP biosynthetic process. The transcript is spliced from 22 exons. Lineage: Eukaryota; Metazoa; Chordata; Actinopteri; Cyprinodontiformes; Fundulidae. Gene Ontology annotation, cellular component: membrane. The record is from RefSeq and is a predicted model, not a curated record. Gene Ontology annotation, molecular function: ATP binding; protein kinase activity; peptide receptor activity. The coding region runs from base 488 to 3670 and encodes 1060 amino acids.